This is a messenger RNA of Notodromas monacha, 1480 nucleotides long. Lineage: Eukaryota; Metazoa; Arthropoda; Ostracoda; Podocopida; Cyprididae. The record is from the annotation of a GenBank genome assembly.
UCAUUUCGAAGCAGAUACUGUACUUGUCUUUUGCCAAGUGUUAUUCGCACGUUACCGAAUGGCGGAUUUAGCGAAAAUCUUCUCUUAUAUUGAUGAACAUGAAAAGAAGUUCAUCGAUAACUUGAGCAAAGCAGUGGCGAUUCCGUCAGUUUCUGCGUCUCCGGAAUGUCGCCCGAAAGUAAAAGAAAUGGUGGAAUGGGCCGGUCGAGAGUUGGAAAGUUUUGGAGCCAAAGUGGAAAUUAUUGACCUUGGAAACCAGACUUUGCCGAGUGGUCUCACUCUUCCGCUUCCCCCCGUUCUGCUUGGGAUUUUGGGUGAAGAUCCGAAGAAAAAAACGUUGUGCAUUUAUGGUCACUUGGAUGUGCAACCCGCCCAAAUUGAAGAUGGAUGGGAUUCCGAACCUUUUGUGCUUACCGAACGCAAUGGAAAGCUUUACGGACGAGGGUCAACCGAUGACAAAGGUCCUGUGCUUGGAUGGUUUCAUGCGAUUGAGGCGUUUCGCGAAACUGGUCAAGAGCUACCUUUAAAUUUGAGGUUCGUGCUGGAAGGUAUGGAAGAGAGCGGAAGCGUGGGCCUGGACGAGCUUCUUCUCAAGCGCAAGGAAUUUUUUGGUCCGGUCGAUUUCGUCUGCAUUUCUGAUAGCUAUUGGCUCGGAACAAAGAAGCCGUGUUUGACUUACGGACUACGAGGAGUAUGCUAUUUCUAUAUCGAGAUCGAGUGCGCUCGUAAGGAUCUUCAUUCCGGGGUUUACGGAGGCUCUAUGUACGAAGGGAUGUCAGAUUUGAUUUACAUGAUGAAUAGCUUGGUGGAUGUCGAAGGAAAAUUGCUGAUCACAGGCAUUUACGAUGAUGUAGCACCUUUGACGGACGAAGAGCGAGAACUUUACAAAGACAUCGAGUUCGAUGUAGCCGAAUUCAGAUCAGACAUUGGAGGGAAGCGUCUACGUCAUAAGGAGGACAAGGGUGAAAUCCUGAUGCACCGCUGGCGGAAUCCAUCCUUGUCAAUUCAUGGAAUCGAAGGAGCGUUUAGUGAAAGUGGAGAAAAAACUGUGAUUCCCCGUAAGAUCAUUGGAAAAUUUUCCAUCAGGAUCGUACCUAAUCACACUGUGGAAGGAGUCGAGCGUUGCGUUGUCAAAUAUUUGAACGACGUUUGGGCGAAGCGCGGAAGUCCCAAUCAGAUGAAGGCGUAUCUGUCACAUGGUGGUAUCCAUUGGCUGUCGAACCCUAGAGACGCUAAUUUUCAAGCCGGCGUUCGUGCCACCGAAAAAGUUUACAAGCAAAAACCAGACUUCAUCCGUGAAGGGGGAUCGAUUCCUGUCACCCUGACUUUACAAGAUGUUUCUGGAAAAAGCGUUCUUCUUCUUCCUAUGGGUGCUGCGGACGAUGGAGCACAUUCUCAAAACGAGAAGAUCGACAUUCGUAAUUACAUCGAAGGAGUAAGCUACAAUUUUGUGAACAUAUUUUUACUUUUUGUCUGUUGA